This is a messenger RNA of Kluyveromyces marxianus DMKU3-1042, 753 nucleotides long. RefSeq names its product metalloendopeptidase WSS1 (gene WSS1). The record is from RefSeq and is a predicted model, not a curated record. NCBI's taxonomy places the organism in Eukaryota, Fungi, Ascomycota, Saccharomycetes, Saccharomycetales, Saccharomycetaceae. The transcript has a single exon. Bases 1 to 753 code for a protein of 250 amino acids.
AUGGUUCAACCUGUUCAGAAAAAUCCACUUAUUGGCAGUAUUGCGGUGCUUCAAUCGAAGCCUGGGAAGGAGGAAGCCUUUGAUAUUCUCAAAAGGAUUGCACAUGAAGUAUCUUAUCUUAUGAAGGAAGAGAAUUUCAAGGUGAAGCAAUUGGUAGAAUUUUACCCAAAAGACCGUUCACUUCUCGGAAUGAAUGUGAAUAGAGGUAUGAAAAUAAUGCUGCGGCUUCGUGAUCCACUAGAUGAAUAUCGAUUUCUGCCGUUUGAGCAUAUUCUUGGAACUAUGUUGCACGAAUUAACUCAUAAUUUAUUUGGUCCCCAUGAUCAAAAGUUUUACGCAAAGCUGGAUGAGCUAUCAGGUAGACAGUGGACCAUUGAACAGCUGGGUCUUUACAAUAGUUUUAUCGGACCCGGACACAGGUUAGGUGGUGGUACCGUUGGAAAUAACGUACGUGGAACAAAACUAAAUUUGGGCGCUAAUAAAAUUGCAAAGAGAGGCAAGCCACGAGGUAGGAAACUUGGCGGUCUCAAUUCUGCUACUGGUAGAUUAGGUCCUCGAAAAAGCGCACGCGAGAUGGCUGCUAUGGCUGCGGAAAAACGAGCAUCGGAUAACAAGACUUGUGGCAAUUCGCAAAAGCAAGAACAGUACAUUCCAUCUCAAGAUGAUCUCGUCAUUGAGAUAUUAGAUGAUGAACCAGAGAGCCCAAAAGAUAGUAAUGUUCAAAAACCGAUUGAAAUAAUUGAUCUCACAUAA